CCUAGGAAGGAGGCUCUCUCUGUUUGCUCAGCUGCAGCAGCCUCCUCCAGUCUCCUUUGCCUGGGCUGGCUCUGGCUGGAGCUGCGGAGGAGUCCCAGGGAGGGAGAGGCAUGGCUCUCCUCCUCCGGCGCUUCUGGUGGCUCAGCCUCGCCCAUCACAUCAUUGUGGUCACUGCGUGCCAUGAAACCGCCUAUGGGCAACUUAUCCAGGAAUUCUGCCUCACCAAGUUUAAAUCUGACAUGGAAACGCUCAGGAAGACACUGUGGUGUGAUUGGGAUAAGACUCUGGGAUGGUAUGGGGAACUUACCAACUGUACUUUCCUGAUAGCUGCAAAACUGAACUGUUACUGGCCAAACCAGCUGGUGGAUGAGUUCUUCGUAGCAAUUCAUAGGCACUACUUCAAAAGCUGCCCUGUCUCAGGAAGGUCUUUGAGAGAUCCUCCUAACUCCAUUUUGUGCCCUUUUAUUGUGGUACCCAUUUUUGUCACUCUGCUCAUGACAGCCCUGGUAGUGUGGCGAAGCAAACGCAGUGAAGGCAUUGUUUAAACAUCUUCUGCACUUGGAGCACCAGGGCAAGGUCUGCAUCCAUCUGCAAAGAAGUAUCCCCAAAGUCUUCAGAUUCAGGAAACUGGGGCACUGGAACUGGACACCAGGCGAUCUGCACUGAGGAACAAAUUUUGUUACUCCUUCUGUGGAGAUGCAAAUGUAUAUAUAUGAAGACAGUAUUUCCACACACUGUUGAGUGGUAGAGCACAUCUCGAUCUGCAGCGGAAAAGGCAAUAACCAUCAACAUUCUCUGGAUAAUAACUGUAUCAUGAAAGCUAAGAAAAAGCACCCGGGACUAAAACAUUUUUCUAGUUAUCUGAAGCCCUCUGAUACUCUCAUGAUUUAAUCAUACGGGAGGAACGUCUUCUCCAGGUCCUCUAUUUCCAGCCUUCAAAUUUCCUUUCCCGCUGGGUUACCUCUGGUUAUCUCUCAGUGCCCUUGUGUUUCUCUUUGGUCAUUACCUUGCCAUACACACUUCCCUGGGGACAGUGGACUAUUCUUUGGGUUGGGUAAUUUAUAAAUAAAAAACCCUGGUGGAUUUACCCACAGAUCUAAACUUGGUUGCAAAUCCCAAUCACAGUAAAUCUAUUGACUCAAUGAAAAUGCACAGAUUGUUUCCAUUGAUAUAUAUAUUUAUUCCAACUAUAUACUUUAGUUGGUAUUAAAAGCUCUGCACUCUUUAGAAGCAUGCCCCUGGUCCAUUUUAUGAUACUGAAAAGUAACUGAGGCUGCACAGCAGCUCAAUAAUUUGUUUUUAUAAAUUGCAUGCAUGUGACAAUAUGCAUUUUAGCAUUAUUUUGUUAAAGAAGGAACGAAGAGGGAUUGCCAUCCUAAGAGAUUAGCAGAGCAAUAAUUGGAAUGAAGAACUUGCCAGAUAUUUGCCUAAAUGAGCAAACAGUAUUUAAUGUGAAUGAAAAACUAACUUUCAAAGCGUAUGGGUGUGGAGGGGCUGGAAGAAAUGGAGUACUAAUAAGGAUAUGUUCAGGGUGUGCUGUAGAAAUUAUUUGUACCAGAUUGUAAAUCACACGAAACCAGUCAAACAGUCAUUGGCCCCAUACAGACAGGCCAAAAUAAAGCUGCUUCGGGUCUCCUUGGAGGUAUGCUGUUUAAAUGAUGCAUGGGUCCUAAGAGUCCAGAGGUUGCGCCAA
Molecule: messenger RNA, 1693 nt
Organism: Sceloporus undulatus (fence lizard)
Lineage: Eukaryota; Metazoa; Chordata; Lepidosauria; Squamata; Phrynosomatidae
Gene: RAMP1
Product: receptor activity modifying protein 1
Exons: 3
Coding region: 111-545 (144 amino acids)
Biological process (GO): intracellular protein transport; calcium ion transport; receptor internalization
Cellular component (GO): signaling receptor complex; cell surface; membrane
Molecular function (GO): coreceptor activity
Source: RefSeq, a predicted model, not a curated record